GACAGACCGGUGGGGAUGGAGAGCUCAGACGCGCGCGCUAUCACCGUGCGCGUGGUUCGCAUCCGUCUGGGGGCUGUGUGCGCGUAAAGCCGGAACGACCCGGCGUCCGUCCGGGCUCCCCGACUCUACAACAUGGAUGACGUGUUUAACCACAGCGGGGCAUGUAACCGCAGUUCACCCGGAGAUGACCGAUUCAGCUUCGAAGACAUCGACGUGAGCGCGGACGGAACCCCGGUCCUGAGGAUACUCAUCUCCGUGGUGUACUCGGUAGUUUGCGCGGUGGGUUUGGUGGGGAAUCUGCUGGUGUUUUUCCUCAUGAGGUUGCGACAAGGUCGGAAGAGGUCCACUAUCAAUUUCUUCAUCAUCAACUUGGCGGUGACGGACUUCCAGUUCGUGCUCACUCUGCCCUUCUGGGCCGUGGACACCGCGCUGGACUUCAGCUGGCCGUUCGGAGACGCCAUGUGCAAAAUCAUCCUCUCCGUCACCGUGAUGAACAUGUACGCCAGCGUGUUUUUUCUCACCGCGAUGAGCGUGACCCGCUACUGGUCCGUCGCCUCGGCCCUGAGGAAAAAAGCGCACGGGAGGUCGCGGCGCGUCAAGUGGGUGUGCGCGGUGCUCUGGGUGGCGGCGACGGUGGCCACGGCGCCGACGUGCGUCUUCUCCGCCGCCACCGUGGUCGCCGGAGAAAAACUCUGCCUCCUAAAGUUCCCCGACGGGCACGACUGGCUCGCCCUCUAUCACAUCCAGAAAAUCUUGAUCGCCUUCGUCAUCCCCAUGCUCAUAGUGUGCGUAAACUACCUGAUGCUCCUGCGCUUCGUCCGACGGCGCAGCAUGAGCGGCGGCAACCCCAAACGGAGGUCUAGAGUCACCAAGUCGGUCGCUGUUGUGGUCUUGUCCUUUUUCUGCUGCUGGAUGCCAAACCACGCCAUCACAUUCUGGGGGGUCUUGGUGAAAUUUAACGCGGUUGACUGGGAUAAGUCGUAUUACCUGGUGCACACGUACGUGUUCCCGGUCACCGUGUGCCUGGCGCACGCAAACAGCUGCCUGAACCCGGUGCUUUACUGCCUGAUGAGGCCAGAGAUCAGGAAGAUGCUCAGCGGUUUGAUCUGGAGAGUCUCCACUCCGUCCAUAUCCAACCCGGUUGGCACGACGCGUUAUUUUACGCAGGGGGAAACCCAGGGAGUCGUGCCUCUCCAGGUUUUGGAUAAUAACCAGUCCUUGCUGUCCAUCAUAGACCGUAAAGGUUUACCAAGCUCCAGCAUAACCCAAGACGCCACCUAAAAAAAGAUUGAAAUAAAAAUAUACCUCGUGUCGAUUUUUUUCCAUCUGUUACCGUUGUUACUCGUGCGUAAUGCUUUCGUAAUGCAGCAGUAACUGUGCACUAUAUCCAGGAACGAUCACAAUGAACAUGAACAAUGUAUGACAAGUGUAAUGUAGACUUCAUUAAAUCCCCAAAACUGUCGCAAAAUAGCUGGACGAACAAGCUUAGGGACAUCUUUCCUUUCUCUCCUCUAACGCAGAAGAUGCAUUUAUGAUGAGAGAGAGAGAGAGAGAGCGAGAGAGAGACGGUUUAAUAAUGAAGGGGAACCUCAAAUGAAUGAUGUAAUAACACAUUUGCAAUGUUUGCUACCCAUGUCUGCCUGUUAAUAAAUGGACUUUUCAAAGUGGUUACAG
Pungitius pungitius (ninespine stickleback) is the source of this 1674-nucleotide messenger RNA. RefSeq names its product relaxin-3 receptor 1-like. Bases 133 to 1281 code for a protein of 382 amino acids. Gene Ontology annotation, biological process: positive regulation of cytosolic calcium ion concentration; cell chemotaxis; G protein-coupled receptor signaling pathway. The record is from RefSeq and is a predicted model, not a curated record. Gene Ontology annotation, cellular component: external side of plasma membrane; membrane. Lineage: Eukaryota; Metazoa; Chordata; Actinopteri; Perciformes; Gasterosteidae. The transcript has a single exon. Gene Ontology annotation, molecular function: C-C chemokine binding; C-C chemokine receptor activity.